This is a messenger RNA of Solea senegalensis (Senegalese sole), 1737 nucleotides long. RefSeq names its product serpin peptidase inhibitor, clade E (nexin, plasminogen activator inhibitor type 1), member 3 (gene serpine3). The transcript has 8 exons. The coding region runs from base 273 to 1592 and encodes 439 amino acids. The record is from RefSeq and is a predicted model, not a curated record. Gene Ontology annotation, molecular function: serine-type endopeptidase inhibitor activity. NCBI's taxonomy places the organism in Eukaryota, Metazoa, Chordata, Actinopteri, Pleuronectiformes, Soleidae. Gene Ontology annotation, biological process: negative regulation of endopeptidase activity.
CUGGCUCCUUAUAGCCCCGAGGAGGCAGGAAUCCCGGACGAAUGGUACGGACAUCGCCGACAGAGACCGGCGGAGAGUUACCCUUUAAACACGGUCUUAUGACUGCAGGCUGCCUCAGUGAAGACGGUAGAGGACACGUAUCCCCCUGCAGAGGCUGAAUGGUUGGUGCCAGUCUGACAGAACUUGUGGAGUUUACCGGACACUACCAUCUCACCUGUCUGCAGAUCACCGGUUGCAUCUGAGAACACUUCUCCUCCUGCAGCUGUGAGGAAAUGUGUCGCCUGCCUUUAGCUUCACUCUUCAUUGGCUUCUGGUUGGUCGAGGGAAGCCAGUGCAGUGGCAGCCUUCAGGAAAACAUGGAAGCGCUGCACACCAGGUUCGCUGUCAGCCUCUAUCAGACCCUCACCGAGACGGAGAACAACUCCAACCUCAUCGUGUCUCCCGUGAGCGUCUCCUUGUCUCUGGGUCUGCUACAGUUCGGUGCCAGGGGAAACACGCUCGCACAGCUGGAGCAAACACUGGGAUACAAUGUUAAUGAAGCCCAGAUACAGGACUUCCUGUUGCGUUCACAUGGCGACAUGAGCAACAGCAGCCAGGGGAUGUGGCUGCAGCAGACCUGCACGUUAUUCGUCCAGAGUGGCGUUCGUCUCCUCGAUGAGUUCACGCACCACGCUGCUGCUUGGGCGAACACCAGUGUGGUCCGAGCCAACUUCACUCAGCCCAGCCACGCUGGCAGCCAACACUCGGGGCACAACCAUGAUGAGACAUGGCCCCUGCAGUCAGGAAGCAGCAGCGGGGAGCUGUCGGGCUCCGGUGAGGCCCAGGCCGAGGCUCUGUGGUGGGGCCACUGGCUGCAGAUGGCCCUGGUCAACACAGUGGCCUUCAGGGGCAUCUGGCAGAAACACUUCGUCUUCACCAACACCCAGAACCUGCCCUUCACUCUCUCUGAUGGCAGCACCAUCAAAGUGCCAAUGAUGUAUCAAGCUACAGAGGUCAGAUUUGGUCAGUUCAGGACAUUAUCAGACCAGCGUUACACUGUGUUGGAGCUCUCUUACCUGGACCGCUCUCUGAGCCUGCAGGUGGUCCUUCCCAGUGAGAGGAAGACACCGCUGUCCACCAUUGACUCCCAGCUUAACGCCCGCCAGCUGGCGUCCUGGGACACCGGCCUGCGCCGAACCAAGAUGGACGUUUUCCUGCCCAGGUUCAGAAUGCAGAACAAGUUUAACCUGAGGUCAGUGCUUCCUGCCAUGGGCAUCAGUGAUGCCUUUAAUCCCACAGCUGCUGACUUCAGUGGAAUAUCAGGUACAUCAACUCACACUGUGCUAAGUGUAGCUCUGCUGGCAGCUGACAGUUUGUUACCCCUUGCAGUUGAGGAAGGUCUUUACGUGUCUGAUGCUUUCCAUGAAGUGAGAAUAGAAGUCACAGAAGAUGGCACAAAGGCAGCCGCUGCCACAGCUAUGGUGCUACUCAAACGAUCCCGUGCUCCAGUUUUUAAGGCAGACAGGCCGUUCUUAUUCCUGCUACGACAGAUCAACACAGGAUCCGUCUUAUUCAUGGGCCGAGUGAUGAACCCUUCUGACCAAGCACCUUAACUUCUGACACACACACACCUAUUUCACUACUGGUAUUUAUUUUCUGGACCAACAGAGGACAGUCCACAGACACUGUGGGACAGGAAGAGGGACACUAUUUUUGUACAUAUACCUGUAAAUAAAAUUUUAAUACAUGUUUUUACAA